Messenger RNA from Chrysochloris asiatica (Cape golden mole), 1644 nucleotides. RefSeq names its product F-box protein 9 (gene FBXO9). Gene Ontology annotation, cellular component: SCF ubiquitin ligase complex. The record is from RefSeq and is a predicted model, not a curated record. Gene Ontology annotation, molecular function: protein binding. The transcript is spliced from 15 exons. NCBI's taxonomy places the organism in Eukaryota, Metazoa, Chordata, Mammalia, Afrosoricida, Chrysochloridae. The coding region runs from base 1 to 1644 and encodes 547 amino acids. Gene Ontology annotation, biological process: SCF-dependent proteasomal ubiquitin-dependent protein catabolic process.
AUGGAAGCCUGGGUUUCAGACGCAAUUGCCCGGGGAGGAAGGCGUCAGUACUCUGGAGAAGUGUUGGCAGGCGGUCUUGGCAGCGUGAAGUUGGAAGUACUGCGCCUCACUUCACAGCUUUCAGGGUAUGAGAAGCGUCAGUACCACCCAAAAGAGACUGAGCUAAGUAAAAACUCAAACAGUUUUAUUUGGAACAUGUGCCAGAACACUUUGACAAGUGCAUUUAAAAACUAUUUCCUGAUGGCAGAAGCUGAGGAAGAUUGUCUUUCUGAUACUGCCAGAACAGAAGAUGAUGAUGAAAAUGAAAGCUCUGCUGAAACAGAUCUGCAGGCACAACUCCAGAUGUUCCGAGCUCAGUGGAUGUUUGAGCUUGCCCCUGGCGUAGGUUCUGGCAGUUUAGACAGUCGACCUUGCAGAGGAUCAGCAAGAGGCGCUUUACUGAAAGCAGAUACCAAAGGAAAGCAAGAACUGGCAAAAGAGGAAAAGUUAAGUAUUAUGGACACUGCUCCCUUAAAAGUGUAUGUACUAAAAGUGACUGCUGAUGACAGCCCAUACUGCCUCACCAGCAAUGAGACUGCUCGAGAACUCUUCCUGAAAGCAGUAGAAGAAGAACAAAAUGGAGCUCUUUAUGAAGCCAUCAAGUUUUAUCGUAGGGCUAUGCAACUUGUACCUGAUAUAGAGUUCAAGAUUACUUACACCCGGUCUCCAGAUGGUGAUGGCGUUGGAAACAGCUACAUUGAAGAUAACGAUGAUGAUAGCAAGAUGGCAGAUCUCUUUUCCUACUUCCAACAACAACUUACAUUUCAGGAGUCUGUGCUCAAACUGUGUCAGCCUGAACUUGAGAGCAGUCAGACUCACAUUUCAGUGCUACCAAUGGAGGUCCUCAUGUACAUCUUCCGAUGGGUGGUGUCGAGUGACUUAGACCUCAGAUCAUUAGAGCAGUUGUCACUGGUGUGCAGAGGAUUCUAUAUCUGUGCCAGAGACCCUGAAAUAUGGCGUUUGGCCUGCUUGAAAGUUUGGGGCCGAAGUUGUAUUAAACUUGUCCCCUACACAUCCUGGAGAGAGAUGUUUUUAGAAAGGCCACGUGUUCGAUUUGAUGGGGUGUAUAUCAGCAAAACGACAUACAUUCGCCAGGGAGAACAGUCUCUUGAUGGUUUCUAUAGAGCAUGGCACCAAGUGGAAUAUUACAGGUAUAUAAGAUUCUUUCCUGAUGGCCAUGUGAUGAUGUUAACAACUCCUGAGGAGCCUCAGUCCAUUGUUCCUCGUUUAAGAACUAGGAAUACCAGAACUGAUGCAAUUCUACUGGGCCAUUAUCGCUUGUCACAAGAUGCAGACAAUCAGACCAAAGUAUUCGCUGUGAUAACUAAGAAAAAAGAAGAAGAGAAACCACUUGACUACAAAUACAGGUAUUUUCGUCGUGUCCCUGUACAAGAAGCAGAUCAGAGUUUCCACGUGGGGCUACAGCUGUGUUCCAGUGGCCAUCAGAGGUUCAACAAACUCAUUUGGAUACAUCAUUCAUGUCAUAUUACCUACAGAUCAACUGGGGAGACAGCAGUCACUGCAUUUGAGAUUGACAAGAUGUACACUCCCCUGUUCUUUGCCAGAGUGAGAAGCUACACCGCUUCCUCAGAACGGCCCCUGUAG